CCAACUGGACAUCGGGAUAGAGGAACAACAACAAACGAAAAAGAAAAUAUACCAAAAAAAUAAGGGUAAAAAAAGGAAAACAAAAUUUGUUAUGGCCAAAAUGUCUUACCAAAAUGUUUUAUCUCAUGUUGAAAUUGUCUAGGGAGUUAAUAAGUGUUGCAAAUUUCAACUUGGGGGAGCUUUACAAUAUUGGAAAAGUUGAGGGGGUGAGGUGAAAUUUACCAACAUUGAAAUAUUGUGUGUAUAAAUAGCAUGAAAAAUACUCCCCCCAAAAUUUCCAAAGAACAAACCGCCCACAUUUUCGUCCUCUCUCUAAAACUGCUCUCUCCCGUUGCUUUCUACGAUGUCCCCAGAUGCUGCCGUGAUUUCGAGACGCAUCAUCGCCUCUGGUUCGGCGCCGUGCUCCGCCCCCGGUUCUCCGAGGAGCCGGCUCAAGUUCCUGUGCAGCCACGGCGGUAGGAUCCUCCCCCGCCCCGCUGACGGCCAACUCAAGUACGUUGGUGGUGAAACCCGCGUCAUUUCUGUGCCUCGGGACAUUCCUUUCAAAGAACUUAUGACGAAGCUCACUUACCUGAUUGACGGAGAAAUGAUCCUUAAGUACCAGGUGUUGUCGGAGGACCUUGAUGCCUUAAUCUCAGUUAAAUCUGAUGAAGAUCUUCGCCAUAUGUUUGAAGAGAUCGAUCGCUAUGAAAGUGCUGGAAACCCAAGAAUGCGAGCCUUCCUCUUCCCUGUUAACCCCAUAGUGAUGGAAAACCAAAUUGGGUCGACAGAACCCCAUGCAGUUGAGCAACGAUACAUUGAUUCCAUCAAUGGCAUAAUUCGCACCACCCCACUUCCCAUAAAACAACACCCAACCAUCAGCACCAUGCAACAUGGCUCUUUGGUUUCAUCUGCCUGCUCGUCACCAAGGUCUCCAGAUAGCUCCACCACAGAAGUCAUAAACAAUGAAUUCCAUAGUCGUGGAGUAAGUAUGCAUAAGGUCCGCAGCUCACCUAACAUAUGCGGUCUAAACAUUCCACCUCAUGGAAACCAUCAUCUCCAUCAACUUCCUCUCCAAUAUCACCAAAGGCAAGCUCACCUCCCAGGACACUUGUCUCCCAGGCCACGUGCAGAUUCUUACAGAAGUGGUGCACCGGAAAGACUUAUUUCUGUCAGGUCCGUAGGACGAGCUGACGGUAUAAGAUACCAAGUGGAUCCUGGCCCUCCGUAUAACUAUGCCUCCCGGCAGAAUCGAGGAUGUGCGAAAUGUAUGCAUAAUGACGACUGCAUUCAUUUUUCAGAUAGAAGAAUUGCUGACAGAACAGGGAGCUUCACCGUGAGCCCAGUUCCAUCGAGUCCCCGCUACAGCCAUGGUGGGAUAAAGAUAUGGGAUAGCAUGAUAAAUGGGGACAUGCGAGCAUAAGAUAUAUUGUUGAGGCGUUAAAAAUCACAUUUACAUGUAAAUUGUUGUUCUUGCGCAUGUUUUUGAUAGUCAUGAUUGUGUUGAUCUAAGUUUCUAAAUGCUUAAGUAUAGCGUUUUGUCAUAAUUAGGGGUGGAUUUUUUGCCCUAACUUAGUCUUUGUAUAAUUGUUUUUUUUCUUUUUCUUUUCUCUAUACAAGAGUCUUACAGUUGAGUUUCAACUUAUUUUCUAGAAAUCGACUCAUGAAGUCAUGAUAUUAAUUCUUUAGUGGGAGUAUUUAAGUUUUUCUUGUCCCUCAGCAAAAAUAUCGAAUGAGUCAAAUCUUGUUCUGUGAUUAGAAGGGGUGCAAAACACAGAAGGGGGUCCAAACGCGUGGAUGAGAUGUGAUCAAUAAAUGUAAAAGAGACCUCCUGACCCAUAUCUACGCAAUUUAACCUCUUCAAAGAUUAAUUUUAAUGAUGCAAGUUCUCAAUGUUUUUCAAGAGUAUUUUAAAUACUAUUGAAACUUAUACAUAAAUUCUUUUUGAAACUUAACUUAAUAAAUGCAUCAACAUACAAAUAACAAAAUAAUAAAUUCAAGCAGAAAUCUUGACUUGUGGUUAAGAAAUAUUAUAUCAAGAAAUAAACAGCAAGAAUUCCCAUAAAUUUCUGAGACUCACCGUCAUAAGAAUCACCAUAAUCUGUAAGAUCGGGCAAGCAAAUCUUCUAUCUAAGGUGCUGACAUGUAAUACAAUCUUGGGCCUGAUAGCAUCUGAUCUUGGCUUAGAGAAGACGCCUAUUGUUUCGACACUUUUAAUCUCUGUUACAGCUAAUUUUCUUCAGAACCC
Sesamum indicum (sesame) is the source of this 2227-nucleotide messenger RNA. RefSeq lists its product as uncharacterized. The record is from RefSeq and is a predicted model, not a curated record. NCBI's taxonomy places the organism in Eukaryota, Viridiplantae, Streptophyta, Magnoliopsida, Lamiales, Pedaliaceae. Gene Ontology annotation, molecular function: protein binding.